UGUGAGGGUGUGUGAGGAGAAGUAUAUAAGAGCAAGCUCACCAGCUCACUUCAUCAGUAUCGAGGAUAUCGGUCAUCAUCAUGUUUUCAUUUUUUGUGACAGUUCUUGUGCUCAUUCAAGUCAUUGCUACUUCUGGUGGUCAAAGUGUGUCAGAUGAGAGAAAUCAGCAGACAUGUGUGCCUGCUGGUGUUCCUGGAGUACCUGGAUCUCCUGGAGCUAAUGGAGCAUCCGGACGAGAUGGAAUGAAAGGAGAAAAGGGGAUGAAUGGAGAGAAAGGAUUAGUUGGAGAUGCUGGUGCACAAGGAAUAAAAGGAGAAGAAAGAAAAGGAGAGAAAGGACUAAAGGGAGAAAGAGGACUAGUGGGAGAUGUCGGUGAUAAAGGUAAUGCUGGGAAGAUAGGGCCACAAGGUCCACAAGGGAUACAAGGAGAAACAGGAAGAAAAGGAGAAGCUAUGACACUCAACUGGAAACAGUGUGUGUGGUAUAGAAGUGAUUGGAAGAACAGCGGUCUGAUUCAGAACUGUAAUUUUAGGAAACGUGACAGCAAUUCAGCUCUACAUGUUGCAUAUGCAGGAAAUCUCAAGGUUGCAUGCUCCAGUGGUGAGUGCUGUUCUCGAUGGUAUUUUACAUUCAACGGUAACGAAUGCAGUGGACCUAUGACUAUUGAGGGAAUUGUGUAUGGUAGUCCAGCCAAAGAGAAUCCUGCCCGUCACAGACAGAUUGAGGGAUACUGUGAGAACAUUCCAGCAGGUCAAAUCACAAUUGGAUUCAACAUUGGAAACUGUAACAAAUGGAGAUCAACACUGUAUGAUGGCCAUACAGGAUGGAAAUCAGUAUCCCGCAUUAUGAUUGCAGAAGUUCCUCCAUCACAAAAGUGACUGAAUUAGAGAGAAAUUAGAACUUGUGUUCAGUAUUUUGCAGUACAUGUACGUACAGUAUGAGGUAGCUGAAGUAGGAACCUGAAUAGCGCGCGUGCAUGUCUCUUUUUGCCGUAUGUGAGUGUAUGUAUGAUUAAUUCAACAUGCAACUAACAAUCGAUAUCGUCCGUCAGAGCAACGUUAACUCUAGUCUUCUCAUUGUAAUGUACUAGUAAACAUGCAUGUUUCUCUUUGCCAUUAAUCAAUCAAUACU
This is a messenger RNA of Corticium candelabrum, 1131 nucleotides long. Its product is annotated as collagen triple helix repeat-containing protein 1-like. The coding region runs from base 81 to 878 and encodes 265 amino acids. Gene Ontology annotation, cellular component: extracellular matrix. The transcript has 3 exons. NCBI's taxonomy places the organism in Eukaryota, Metazoa, Porifera, Homoscleromorpha, Homosclerophorida, Plakinidae. The record is from RefSeq and is a predicted model, not a curated record.